UAUGUCAGAUUAUAAAAUACAUUUUCAGUUUUAGAAGACAGAUAUUAAUAAGAAUAGAGAGAAAAUGGUGCUAAAAACAGUUAUAUAGCUGCAUCUGAUAAACACAUAGCUAAUACAAUAUCUUAGAGAAUAUAUAGAUAAGAGAGUUAAAAACUCUUAUUUAUUUCUUUAACUGUUGAAAGAACUGAAACUGUGA
Messenger RNA from Paramecium sonneborni, 196 nucleotides. The record is from the annotation of a GenBank genome assembly. Lineage: Eukaryota; Ciliophora; Oligohymenophorea; Peniculida; Parameciidae.